This is a messenger RNA of Melanotaenia boesemani (Boeseman's rainbowfish), 1463 nucleotides long. RefSeq lists its product as uncharacterized. Lineage: Eukaryota; Metazoa; Chordata; Actinopteri; Atheriniformes; Melanotaeniidae. The transcript is spliced from 7 exons. The record is from RefSeq and is a predicted model, not a curated record. Gene Ontology annotation, biological process: proteolysis. Gene Ontology annotation, molecular function: serine-type endopeptidase activity. Bases 50 to 1009 code for a protein of 319 amino acids.
GGUAUAAAUAGCGUGGGAUGCGUGCAGGCUGGUGAUUCUGUGGAAAACGAUGACUGUGCUGGGACCUCCUCUGCUUCUGUCUCUGUUGCUGCCGCUGCUGUUGAGCAAGGCACCCCAGCCUGCAGCUGCAUACACACUGACACCUGGACAACAGCCACAGCACAAAGUCCUCCAUCUAGACUGGCCCAAGGAUUGUGGUAUGCCCCACUUCAAACCUAACAUGGCUGAGAGGAUUGUGUCUGGGAAUGAAGCCAGACCUCAUUCCUGGCCCUGGCAGGUCUCUUUGCAGGUCCGUCCCAGAGGAAGUAAACAUUACAUUCAUGUCUGUGGAGGAACUCUCAUCCAUCAGAACUGGGUCCUUACUGCAGCUCACUGCUUCCAGAAGGGUAAAGCUGAGGAUGCUGGGAGCUGGAGGAUCGUCCUGGGGAAGCAUCAGCUGAAGCGCUCUGAGACGGCAGAGAGGAUUUUCCCCGUCAAGAGGAUCUACCGCCAUGAGAACUUCCGUUAUCCCACUCACAGCGAGCUGGACUAUGACAUCGCCCUGGUGAAGGCUGGCACAGAUAUCCUCCCUUCAAAGUUCAUUCGCUACGCCUGCCUGCCGCGCAAGCAGACCAGCCUCAAACCGGGUCACUACUGCUGGGUCACAGGAUGGGGGGACACCCGUGGUGGAAAGGAAAACGUCUCUCUCGCAGAAGCUCUGAACCAAGCCCGUCUGCCCAUCAUUGACUUCAAAACCUGCCGGCAGAAGAAAUUCUGGGGCGACCGCGUGCGAGACUCCAUGAUCUGUGCCGGUUUAAGAGACACUGAGGACCCACCUGCAGCAUGCCAGGGUGACUCUGGUGGUCCGCUGCUGUGCCAGCUGGGCCAGGACCGCUGGGAGGUGCACGGCGUGGUGAGCUUUGGCCCCAUCGGCUGCACUGUGGAGAACAAACCCAGCGUCUUCACCCGCACUGCUGCCUACAUCCCCUGGAUUGAGGCAACACGCAUCAGGGACUUCUUCCUGCACUGAGCGGGCCACUUGACCCAGCACAAGAAAGCUCUGCUGUUAAAUGUUUUUUUUCCUGACAUCUUGCAGCCACAUUCCUGUUCUACAGACACCAAGCUCUGCAACAACUACUUCAUCAUGUAAAUACAUGUUAUGUACGUGCAACUAACACAGUAGAUUACAGUAUGGACUUCUCUCGGGGAGCACUGCAUCACAUUCACUGACUUUUUACAUCCAAUUUACUUUGCCCAAUAAAAUGUAUUAAAAGCAAAAUAUUCCUGGACUUUUCCCAUUCUUUUAUUUUAGUUGAUAUUACAGCGGUUUGAUGGCAACAAAUGAACAGUAAGCACAUCCAGUACAGCUUUACAGUGACUUCUUCUUCUACAGUACAACAGAACUCACUGUAUGUGUUUCAAUAAAUACAAGAGUCAGAAAACCAUAAGGCUUGCCUCUGUUCAAAGUCUUCAAGAGACUUUCA